GCAUAAAGGCGAAGUCAGUGCUCGUGUCGGACAAACAUCAAGCUUGGCACCGGCGCCCAAGGGUUAUAGGAGUCUCAUAUGUACAGGAUAUGACGAUACGCAUUUCAGUGUUGUGAACGAGCCGUUUUCGUCCCUGUAGUCCUGACGCUUUGAAGAAAGCCAUGAUGACGUCAUGCAGAACCAGAAAAACCAUUUGUUUUAUGACCACGUUGUGCUUUGCUGCGGCAUUCCAGACCACGCAUGCUUCCCGAAAUCCUUGCCCGAAACCUUCGGCUGUCGAAAUAGUGGACGUCGGCUAUGACUACGUCACUUUCGAAUGGAAUGCGACUGAGUGAGUUUUCUCGGAAGUUUCUGCUCACGAACCUCCAAAGCCCCUUGCACUGCGCAUGUGGCUUUCCGGGUGUCUACUCGGACGUCUGUUCCGUGGACACAUAUCCCUCGCAUUGCAGCAAAAAUUUGACUGGCCGCGCCACAGCUGUGCUCAACCUGACGCCUGGCUACCGCCACACCGUCUGCGUGCAGACACAGUGCUCCGCAACGAAUUUUUCAAGGCCAUUUUGCAGAGAGUUCUACACCUUGUCUGCAGAGCCUUUGGAAAAUUUCGUGGACUUGGCCAUAUUAGUUAACAGCCCCACACAAUUGCAAGUCUCUUGGAGCACUUAUGGGGCUGGUGACGACGUAGUGAAACGGUAUGAACUCACGCGGUGGGAGCGUAGCCCCCGCCAAGCCAGCGCUCCUGCCACCAGCAAGUCCACGGCAUUCACCAAGGAAACGUGGAUGACUCUCGAUGGGUUGGAGCCCCACACAAGUUACGCAGUCCAGGUGGUCGCCAUCUGCGAAAACGGCAACGUUACGACGCGACGCCCAUCGGCAAUCGUGUCGGCUACCACCAAUCCCGAAGGCCUCGUACACGUCUCUGACGUCACCCUGGCAACAAUCAAUCCGAGGCCUUUUCUAUGCGACAUUACCGUAGCAUGGAAGGUGAAGGCCGGAGAUCCGGAGGCACUCGAGCAACACGAAUACCGCGUCACGCUGUGCGUCGGUGCGGAAGACGUCAUCGAAAAUUGCCGCAACAAAACAGUUCAGGGCGGGUACUCCAAAGUUUCCUUUCUGGGAGUCCAAAACUUCGCGCCUCUGUUCGCUGCGGUGACUCCAGUUUUCAAAAUUCCGAGCAGAGUAUUCGAAGGUGAGACCAGUGUGGCUCGAGGCUCGAGCUGCAUGCCGGAAAUACCGAGAGUCGAGGAGUUAGCUGUCAGGAACGUGACCGGUAGAUCGGCCCGCAUUACGUGGUCCAAGCUGAAAGAGCUCGACGGUGUCCACGGUGCUUACUACCGCCUUGUUCUGAGCACGAAAAUACCUGCAAAGGAAUACGAGGAAAGUGGCACUAACGUGGAGGAAGAGCAGACAGUGGAAGCAGGUGAGAGUUCCGCAGAACGCGACCAUACCAUCGUGCGAGACGUACCUGCGAAUAAAACCAGCUUCGACCUGCUCGACUUGAAACCGUGGACGAAUUACGCCGUCACUGUGAUCCCUGGAGUCACAGCGACCGGAGUGGCCGUAGCAGGAGAAAGCGCCAGUGAAGCCUUCGAAACGCCAGCAGAACCCCCGGGCAAGCCUCGAAACCUCUCCGUGCUGGCACGCGGAGGCGGCCACUACCUGACCUGGCUCGCUCCAGAAUCCUGGAACGGGCCCCGCGGCGGCUAUGAAUGCAGCGUCGCCUGCGUCCAGGACAACGUCAGGGUCAACGGACCCAGUGUCGUUCUUGGGCCCGACACGACGGAGUUCGUGACUCCGAGACUGAGCCCUGGCGCGUCUUGCACUUUAAGCGUCCACGCUUUCAACGUGUACCGCGAAGAAUCCCUGGACGGAGACGUUGCCAGGGUCCGGUUCAAGUUUCCCCAGGAAUGAGGACGCCGUGGCAGCCGAAGACUUCUUCGAGUGACGAAUGAGGAGGCAAUGUCCCGAAACGCGCUCAGUAAUGCUGGACGAUCGUAUUCGCAUGCUGAAUAAAAGGGAAGGGCGUUCAAGAAACGUGAUCUCAACGUUUUGGUGGUUUAUCUUGUCCUUACUCUAAGAAAAAAAUCUGCGUAUGCUUCAAAGAUUCUUCCUGUUUAUUUUUGUUUUUAAAUUCAUUUACCGCAAUAGCAACAGGUGUUUGCAGCUGAACAGUACCGCGCUAUCUUAAAACAUUUUUUCAGAAGUACGACAAUCCGAUCAACUCGUACAUCAGACAUUGAAACUAUAUAAGCGAGUUAUCCCGGCCUUUCACAGUGGUCACAACACCACCUGUCAAAGCAUUAUACAUUUCUAUUAUGUCAGGAAAAAUAGGGGAAACUUGAAAGCGUGCAUCGCUCUAUUGUAAUUUACAAGGGGCGUCUUCUUCCUAGACGCUGUAAAGACAAUUCUUUGUUUAUUCUUGCGCGAGUUCAUGAUGUUAAAUAUAAACUUGAGUUGGUGCCAACGCCUGCGUUCAUCCAGUGACUCUUGCUUACACGAUAUUAACAUGGCCUUAACAAAGUCCAUGCCUCGGUGUUUAAAGUGUGCUUAAGAAUCUGCCAGUUUUGUGUUUUUAUUUUAACCGUCGGAACCUUUUUUAUCAAAAAGGUACUCUAUACACGAUGUAUAGGCACCUAACUUCAACUUUCAUGAAGCUUACUGUAGUUUCUUUAAUUAAAAAACUAUCAGCCCUUCCACUGGGGUGGAUAUGGAAGACCAGCAAAGCUGUACUAUGGUGGGAAUUAUGUAUUUCCAAUUAUGACUAUUAAGAUGUGAUGGUGUAAGAGGUUAUUU
Molecule: messenger RNA, 2790 nt
Organism: Dermacentor silvarum
Lineage: Eukaryota; Metazoa; Arthropoda; Arachnida; Ixodida; Ixodidae
Product: usherin-like
Exons: 5
Coding region: 298-1908 (536 amino acids)
Molecular function (GO): protein binding
Source: RefSeq, a predicted model, not a curated record